This is a messenger RNA of Prunus armeniaca (apricot), 522 nucleotides long. NCBI's taxonomy places the organism in Eukaryota, Viridiplantae, Streptophyta, Magnoliopsida, Rosales, Rosaceae. The record is from the annotation of a GenBank genome assembly.
AUGGGGGCUACGGUCAACAUCCUACCAGCCUCAAUCAUGAGGAAAUUGAAGAAAGGCUCAGAUGAGUUAAUCCCGACCGAGACAACGGUCAGCGGGUUCGUGGGAGACACCACGACUUCAAAGGGAAUUCUCCCACUCCAAGUUAGAGUGGGGCAAAAAGUUAGAAUGACUGCCUUCUUUGUGGUGGAGACAACGGCCCAUUUCAAUGCUUUGUUGGGCCGAGAUUGGAUCCAUGGAAGCAUGUGUGUGCCCUCUUCACUUCAUCAAUUCUUACAAUUUUGGCACGAGGAUGGAAGUGUAGAGAUUGUUCAGGCCGAUGUACGGCCCUUUAUGGCUUCCGCCAAUGCGGUAGAGGCAAAGUUUUAUGAAGAUGACAUCGGGCCCCUUUAUUUUACGGGGUCAGAUAAGAACGGCCGACCUACGGGAGUCUCGGCCCAAAAGUUGAUAGACUUGGGGGCACAUGAUGCCCAAGCGGAUGGGGAGCGUCCCACUAUAGCUGAUUUUUUCUCCCUCAAUGAAUGA